AUGACACAUGGCGCCUUUAACGGGUACCGGCACCAGCGAGCGGAGCACGGCACGCGUGGCCUCCUAAUUGAGGAACAAGCCCGGGUCGAUCAGCACCCACUCUGCUGCAGUGUGACGUGUGCAGCAUGGUGUCCAGCUCGGGCCAGAUGCUGGGCCAGCAGAUGGGUCCUGAGAGACGGGGAGGGGUCAGCAAAGGACCCGGGCCAGAAAUCUAACCCGGGUCAGCCACAUGGCAGCAUCCAGUCGGGAUCCUACCUCAGCACUGGCUGGUUCACUCUCAUCCUGGCCAUGGACAUGUGUAAAGAUAUCCGGGUUUACGGCAUGAUCAACGACACAUACUGCAAGACAAAAGGCUACAGGAAGGUGCCAUACCACUACUACGAGGCGGGGAGCCGAGACGAGUGUGCCGAGUACCUGCUUCAUGAGAGUGCCCCAUAUGGUGGCCAUCGCUUCAUCACCGAGAAGGCCGUCUUCGCCAAGUGGGCCAAGACGCACGCAAUCAAGUUCUUUAACCCAGAGUGGCAGAUCUCGUGACGACCCACAUCCUCCACACCCACAAGACGUGCACACUACACAUACACUUCCCCCACAACACAACAUCACACACACACGCACAUACACAGGCACACACACACAAUCACACACGUGCAUUAAUACUAACAACAAUCAUGACCAUCCUCUGACUACAGUAUGUAUGUACAAUACAGAGUGCUCUUCAGCUCUGAGCUGUAGCACUCAAGACAGUUUCUUCUACAGUAGCUGCAUGCAUUCCUUUGAGGAAGGAAACACUGCGAGUGCAGGACAUCCUGUACUGUAUGUGUGACUUUUUAAAGCACCUAUGCUGUGAAGAGUGUAUGUCGGGUCCCUGACCUUGUUCGAGUUCUGAACCACUGGCCCUGUUUGUGGUAGGAAGAGGAUUGACGCCGACGUUGAUCUCUCUGUAUUGGCACAUCCGACUCCCUCCAGCGGACUUUCAACCACCAGUGUAUUUAGACGGAUGCACUCUGUUGGACAAGUAAGGCUUGUUGAUGCAACAGGAGUGUGCAGGAGCAAGGCGGUAACCUUGUGAAUGUUCAUAUUUUGUACACUGUCCAGCUGUCGAUUUUCUUUUUUUUGCACCGCAGCAGCAGCCUCAGGAAGGUCUCUCAAGCGAAAGGCCAUCAAGCAGAGAGGAGAGGCUGCUGCUUGACAUUCACAAGAUGACGAGCUAGUGCAAUCGUAAAUCAUAGAUUUUUCUCUCUCUCUCACUCUUUUGCUUUUUUCUCUUGCACUUUUUUCUCUCAGUUU
Messenger RNA from Engraulis encrasicolus (European anchovy), 1287 nucleotides. Its product is annotated as alpha-N-acetylgalactosaminide alpha-2,6-sialyltransferase 3-like. Gene Ontology annotation, molecular function: alpha-N-acetylgalactosaminide alpha-2,6-sialyltransferase activity. The record is from RefSeq and is a predicted model, not a curated record. Gene Ontology annotation, biological process: oligosaccharide metabolic process; ganglioside biosynthetic process. Bases 1 to 534 code for a protein of 177 amino acids. The transcript is spliced from 4 exons. NCBI's taxonomy places the organism in Eukaryota, Metazoa, Chordata, Actinopteri, Clupeiformes, Engraulidae.